Molecule: messenger RNA, 912 nt
Organism: Alternaria ethzedia
Lineage: Eukaryota; Fungi; Ascomycota; Dothideomycetes; Pleosporales; Pleosporaceae
Exons: 3
Coding region: 1-912 (303 amino acids)
Source: RefSeq, a predicted model, not a curated record
AUGCGCACAUCCCUUCAUGAUAUCUCGUCUGCUAGCGCAAGCCAUCGACGAGAUGCAAUCCCUAUAACUCUCAUCGAGCCCUUGGAAGCACGCCGCCAGGCCGAAGAGGGACCUAUUGAAGCUCGGGGCAUGGUCAAUACCAGCACCGGACGAGGGAAACGAGAGGCCGAGGCUGAGGCUGAGGCUGAAGUCCUCGAAGCACGCGGAAGGUUCGGGAGUAAAGCAGGUGGCGUUCCACGGGAUGCAGAUGCGGAGACCGUCAAGCGGGCUAUCGGGUUUCCAAAAGGUGGCUCGUCCAGAAGACGUCGGGAUGCACAGGGGCUCAAGUUCAACAGCCCUGGUGGUCAUCGACGAGAUGCGGAUGCAGAGACCAUCGACCGAUCUAUCAGACUUCCAGAAGGUAACCUGGACACCGGUGGAGUCACUAUUUCCAACGAGGCCCUGGCCGACCGUAGUCGCCUUGUCACAUGGCCCCGCACACGCGAUGCUGAGGCAUCGAACGAUGUGGUUGCGCGUGGAAAGGGAGUGCCAUGGACUCCCAAGCGCGAUGCUGAGGCAAUCAAGAUCAACAGCCCUGGCGGCCAUCGACGAGAAGCCGAGCCCAUUAAACAAGCUCUCGGACUCCCAGCAGGUGGUUCGGGCACCGAAGGCCUCGCUAUAUCGAACGCGGCCCUGGCCGAGCGAGGUCACAACGUCCCAUGGGGAGGCAAGCGCGCCACCGACCCGGCAGACGACUUGGCCGAGCGAGAUCAAGGCUCGCACUGGGGUGGACGCAAGCACACCCUGGAGGUUCUCCUAAGAGAGACCCUACCCCAGGUCGCGGCGGCAGCUACCGACGCGAAGCUGAGCCCAUCAGACAUGCACCAGGAGGCGGCUGCCCUCGGGAUGCCGCUCCCAUCAAAAUUCCACUAG